GUCACCCCUUUCAUAUAAAUAGCUGCUUGCGGUAAAAUACUUAUAUCAGUUUUACCGUUUAAUUCAGGCAGAAGCCAACGUAGUGGAAUUUGUUUAUUUGGCAUAUUUGACACUGUUGUGCUGUUUCGUGCGUAUUUAAGUAGUCCCUGUUAGUGACCACCUCGGAAGGAUACACCUACAAUAUAAAUAAAGCUCGCGCCUUUUGUUCUUGUGGCGCAGUUGCACUUUGACAGCGGUGUAGUGCAGAGCAGAGGGAUUAAGUUGAAUUUCGCGCAGGACCGACAGACCAGCAAACAUGCAGAUAUUUGUGAAAACUCUCACUGGGAAGACCAUCACACUAGAAGUUGAGCCAAGUGAUACUAUUGAGAAUGUGAAGGCUAAAAUUCAGGAUAAAGAAGGCAUUCCUCCAGACCAACAAAGGUUGAUUUUUGCUGGCAAACAGCUGGAAGAUGGUCGAACCCUGUCAGACUAUAACAUUCAAAAGGAAUCCACUCUGCACUUGGUUCUCCGUUUGAGAGGUGGCAUGCAGAUAUUUGUGAAGACCUUGACAGGGAAGACAAUUACUCUUGAGGUUGAGCCUAGCGAUACUAUUGAGAAUGUCAAGGCCAAAAUCCAAGACAAGGAAGGCAUUCCCCCUGAUCAACAAAGAUUGAUCUUUGCUGGCAAACAAUUGGAAGAUGGCAGAACCCUGUCUGAUUACAAUAUUCAGAAGGAAUCCACUCUGCACUUGGUUCUCCGUUUGAGAGGUGGGAUGCAGAUAUUUGUGAAAACACUGACAGGGAAGACAAUUACUCUUGAGGUAGAGCCAAGUGAUACUAUUGAGAAUGUCAAAGCCAAAAUCCAAGACAAGGAAGGCAUUCCCCCUGACCAACAAAGAUUGAUCUUUGCUGGUAAGCAGCUGGAAGAUGGGAGAACACUAUCUGACUACAAUAUACAGAAGGAAUCUACUCUGCACUUGGUCCUUCGUCUCAGAGGUGGGAUGCAGAUAUUUGUGAAAACACUGACAGGGAAGACAAUUACUCUUGAGGUAGAGCCAAGUGAUACUAUUGAGAAUGUCAAGGCCAAAAUCCAAGACAAGGAAGGCAUUCCCCCUGACCAACAAAGAUUGAUCUUUGCUGGUAAGCAGCUGGAAGAUGGGAGAACACUAUCUGACUACAAUAUACAGAAAGAAUCAACCCUGCAUUUGGUUCUCCGUCUGAGAGGUGGGAUGCAAAUAUUUGUCAAGACCUUAACUGGUAAAACCAUUACCCUUGAAGUUGAGCCAAGUGACACAAUUGAAAAUGUUAAGGCAAAAAUUCAGGAUAAAGAAGGUAUUCCCCCUGACCAGCAGAGAUUGAUUUUUGCUGGCAAGCAACUGGAAGAUGGCCGAACCCUGUCAGACUAUAACAUCCAGAAAGAAUCCACCUUGCACUUAGUUCUCCGUCUGAGAGGUGGAAUGCAAAUAUUUGUCAAGACAUUAACUGGGAAGACAAUUACCCUUGAGGUUGAACCAAGUGACACAAUUGAAAAUGUAAAAGCCAAAAUCCAAGACAAAGAAGGCAUUCCCCCUGACCAGCAGAGAUUAAUUUUUGCUGGUAAGCAACUGGAAGAUGGCAGAACACUGUCUGACUACAAUAUUCAGAAGGAAUCCACUCUGCACUUGGUCCUUCGUCUCAGAGGUGGGAUGCAGAUAUUUGUGAAGACCUUAACUGGGAAGACCAUUACCCUUGAAGUUGAGCCCAGUGACACAAUUGAGAAUGUAAAGGCAAAAAUCCAGGAUAAGGAAGGAAUCCCUCCUGACCAACAGAGAUUGAUCUUUGCUGGCAAGCAGCUGGAAGAUGGUCGCACUCUCUCUGACUACAACAUACAGAAAGAAUCCACCCUCCACCUGGUCCUGCGUUUGAGGGGUGGGAUUUAGGACAAUCUGUUAUGCAUCUGCUCUGCAUUACUUGCUUGUUGCACUUUUGUUUCAAUAAAGAUAUUGCAUUCCAAAA
Molecule: messenger RNA, 1973 nt
Organism: Xenopus laevis (African clawed frog)
Lineage: Eukaryota; Metazoa; Chordata; Amphibia; Anura; Pipidae
Gene: ubc.S
Product: ubiquitin C S homeolog
Exons: 2
Coding region: 296-1897 (533 amino acids)
Cellular component (GO): cytoplasm; nucleus
Source: RefSeq, a predicted model, not a curated record